UAUUACUGAAGACUGAAGACUGACAUACUGGAAUCCUGUAAGUCAUUCCAAAGAAAAUAACAGCCUUCUUAAGCGUGAUUUAUCGUGGCCUAGAAGUCACUUACUAUUGGUUCUUUCGUUAGUUGUUCUUACAUGGUUGUGUUUAAAUCACGGGUUCAGAGAAUAAAUAACCUUUAUAUUGCCAAAAGUCGAAAGUUUGAAGGUGUACGUUACAGUUGUUGGUUAUCCAGUAGUUCAAGUGGAACCAUGCUUGAUCGUCUCCACUCUUAUGGUAGAAACAAACUUUACUUCUUAAGACUUCGUCGAUUCUGCCAGUUUAUUUUAAAUCUCGGCAGGGAUGGAUUUUAUGACGGCUGGCUGGGAAAGGAAUCUUACUGCACUCUGAACACAUCUGAGGAUUUUAGACUGCUAUAUUCCGAGAAAGCUCGCGUUAUUUGUGCUAUGUGGUACUUUUUGUCGAGGCACAAGUUUAAAGAGGCUGCUAGAUUACUAGCUCACUCAAUCCAUGCAUAUCCAAUGUCAUCGACCUGGAUAUGGCGGGUGGCAUUCCAUAUAUUCCAGUGUUUGAAAGAUGAUGUUGGGUUGAGAUCAUUUAGUAGGGUUUUGGAUGGGUUUCUUCUGAGUGAUGAAAAUAACCGUAUAUUAGAGUUUAUAUUAUAUGAGAUCAGCAAAGGAAACUUGAAUGCUGUACAGUUUUGUCGCACAAAUAUACAGCCUGUUCAACGAAAUAAAUAUGCAAGUCUUCAUACAGUUUUGACUAGAGAGCCAGAAUUCGCACAUGUUCAGCGAUUACAAAGACUCUAUGAAGGUUACAGCUUUUAUGGAAUGUGGCUUAAACAAAUUAAUUCAUUAGUAUCAGCUAGUGAUCCCGAUGAUAUUCAUAUGACAGCCGAUAAUUUAGCUGAGAAAGCUUAUCAUCGAUUACAGGAAGUUGAAGCUCUCGUUUCUGAGGGUCAUUUAUGCGAUACCUUUGUCAGAGCAUUUGUUGAAAUACUGCAAUAUUUUAAUGAAUGUACACGUGCACAUGCCUUACUACUUAGUUAUGCCCAAAAAGUUCCUGAAAACCCAAACACCUUAAGAUAUCUAUGCGAAUGGCAUAAACGUCAACCUGUACCAAUUACUCAUUCAUCAGCAGUUUUGUCUCCAUCUCAUCCAAUAACCAAAAACUGUCAUGAUUCCUCAGCAUGUAGUUUAGAUCUAAGUGACGGUAAUACAACUGUUGAUGAAACUACACAAUCGCAUACGUCCCAUCAGAAGAAAUCGCCCAAAAGUUUGAAGAAUUCAAAAAUUUAUUUAGAAUAUCGUAUAUCAUUUAGCAGGCGUACAUUACCUGAACCAGCUCCGAACCUGCCUGAUAAUUAUGAAUCUAUGUCGAAAAAAGAAGUAAAAAGUUUAUUAAGGAGAAGUCAUAGCCAUUUACCAACUAUAAUUUCUUGUUUAAAACGUGAUCACCCUGAACGUAAGUCGUAUGACCGUAGAAACUUAAAUCACAAGUUUAGGAAGAAUCAAUGGACUUCAGCUCCGUCUACAAACCUGACAGAUGCUUGGAAACUCAUUACAUCUGGUUCUGAACAUGAUUUGGAGCAAAGGCACCUUACUUAAGUUUAUAAAAAGCCUACCUAAUGAUCGUGAUUAGUGGUGAGUAGCAAAAGCGGAAGAGAUGAAAAAAACAGCGGUGGGUCACAGUAGAUUACUAUCCAGACUUAUCAAAGAAACGUGUAUUAAAGAUCCGCCAGGACUAUUAUCAACUCUCGAUCCAGGAGAUUGAACCGAUUGGCAAAACACUAGGGGAAUGGCCUUUAGUGGUAAUUCAGUAACCUGCUAUCUCCAAGUAACCUGAAGGCAAACUGAUGUAAGUGCUUGAAAUCUUAAUGAGGUUGAUAAGGUUAUUGGUAAUCUAAGUGAUGGAUAGCACCAGGGCCUAAUUGACUAACACCCGAGAUUUUUAAGGUUGGUGGUCCAGUUUUAGCAGCUCCACUAAUUGAAAUCUUAUUUAAAAUCUGGUAACUGGAUGUAAUCCCAUCUAACUGGUUUCGAUCCCUGAUCGUCCCAGUUUAUAAGAAAGGACAAAAAUUCUCUUGUAACAAUCUCAGAGGAACCAGUUGAAUAUAGUAUCUAAAAUAUUAGUGUCAUUUGUGGUGUAGGUGAGAUAUGCGUCUUCCGACCAAACAGAGUUCUCCCCUUCUACUUCAUGGAUGUAAAACAUGGCUAUUAAUAGUAGAGGAUAUUCGUACGUUAUUGGUAUUCUGUUAUAGGUUUCGACGAGGCACUGCUCUUGUAUUUUGGGAGUAUAGUAAACAAUGCUUGGGUUAAUAAUAGAGUAUAAGGCAAAGAAGGUAGGUCGAUUGAUAAGGUAGUAAAUCUUCAACCGAGAUGGUUGGGAGAUGUGUUGCAUAUCUUCAACCACCGCCUACCUCGAUGUGCGUUGUUUUCUGGUUUAGGAGUAGGCUGACCGGACUAGUCAAAAAAUGGCAUCAGACCAUGUAGACACUGGAAAUCGGACUUACCCAAGUUAUUAGGUGUAGACCACCUGGUUGGGGUGCGCGUGAUUAUCGUAGCCAAUGGUUAGAGGUUUUUAACGACAUAAAUCAAAAUCGUUUGCAAUGGCCCAUGUGCAUCCAUUCUUUGUCUUCCCCCAAAUUCUGAGAUUCUAAAUCCCUCAUAACUGUUUCGUUAAUUUUUAUUUUAUUUCCGAGUUAUAUCGUCUAUCUUCUUUCUUAUUACCACUAAUACUGUUACCACCUCUACGAUUCUGGGAUUUGAUGUGACAACCUUUGAAUUGUAGUCUAGCCAUUUAAUUAGCGUAUUUUAUACAGCAAAUGUGCCUCAAAGUCUAAUUUAUGAACCUCUCUUUAGUGUGUUUGCGUCCAGAGCUUUUCGACAAUUUUUGACAAAGUAACGUUUCUUGAUGAUAAUAAUCUCUUUAAUACUGUGUAUUUAAUUGUAUGUAGCAAAUAAUAGUCGAUCCAAAAUUAUCGACUAAUUGCUGUCUUAUAUUCACUUAGCUCGUGAAUAUUCCAAAAUAUGCUUAAAAAGGUUUUUCAACAGUCGUAAUCUUCCACUCAUCUUCCAUUACAAACAUUUUUGACCAGCUUUGUUUUUCCAUAACCUUUUUUUACCUGUAUGAUAUAUUUGAUUUCUAAGUUGUAUUUCAGUCACUUAUUCCUUCUCCAAAUAUCAGACGAGGUGAAAAAUACAUCGACCUAUGCGGUAGUUCUCGGAUUUUACACUAUUUAGCUUCAUAAAAGGUCGUGAGCUUUUUUAAGAGCAUGUGAGCAUAUUAAAUAGUUAAAUACGUAGUCAGUUAUAGCACAUUUAUAACAAAACGUUAUUUGCGUUGUUAGAAAAUAACAUGGUUCUGAAAUUUGAUCCGCAAAAUACAAACACUGAGCGCUGUUUCUUUUCAAUUAUAUCAAUAUUCAGCAAGUACAUAUUUGCCAAGUUUCUGGAUCCGUGAGUGGUUUUUGUACAAUCAAUGUAGCAAGCUAACUAUUUUUACAACUAUGGAUUAAGUGCUAGGUAUACCUGUAGAUGUUCUCGAUUUCUCUUUCUGCAUGUUACAUUUUACGAUCCACAUUAGAAACAUCUAACACCUGAUCAUUUUCAUAGACUAGCAGCUUCUACUGUUUUCCUAGGGCCUGGGUUCGAGGAGUACUAAGGACAAGUGUGAGGUUUUAGACAAACUAAGUUGACCUAUAGAAUUAAUGAUCACUUUUGGUCGUAGGUAGUUUUUUUUUAUUACAUUCUUUAUCUGUCCAACAACCAUUAAUCAUAAAUGACUACUAUAAAUGGGACGAUUAAAAAAAAAUUCACUGCAGUUUUAUUUUAAUUUAAUGUUAUAUCGUUCUCUUUUUAUCUUCUACAAUUCAAAGAGAUUAAAUAAAACUCUCCUACGUUAAGGAUGUCAAUUAGUCUUCGUUACACCAGUGAAAUGUUCUUUAAUCUCAGUGCUUCAUCAUCAGUCGAAAAAUUAUGUAUAAUUUUAUACUUCAUUUUAUAAAGUUCAUUGUUUAUUUAAUAUAGACUGAAAGAACGUUUCUAAAUUCACUGUUUAUCAAUUAUUUGAUUAAAGACCUUGAUUACUGUAGUUUUAUUUUAGUGAUAGGUUUUGAUUGUAGAUUAGUAAAAAUGCUCAAACUGUCUUUUUUUAAAAAUUGUUUUGAAGAUCUUCAUUACGAAUAUAAAUUAGAAAUGGAAUACUAUAUGUCAUGUUUUUAGCAUUCUUUAGUCCAUCAAUGUUAUGACUGCUAAAUAUAAUCUUUCCUCAUACCCUGUUAAUUUUACCAGUUGUAUGUGAAGAUUAGAUGUCAAGGUUUUAUCUUACAUUUUUGCUGUUAUACUACCUACCAAUUACUUAACAUAAUGUUGUUUAUAAUGAAUUUCGUAGGAAGAUUUUCUGAUGCAUUGGAUCUAUCAUUUUUACUGCUUGAUCACCCAUCUUGGGCUGUAUACCACGAACCUUGGCGCCUCUUACGGAAAAGUAUAUUAUGCAUCGGCAAAACAAAUUCCCAAGUUUCACGUGCAUGGAAUAUGCGAAAAUGGUAUUGGAAUAAACUGCAACUUUCUUUACCUAAUUUACCUGUUAUUGCCAAGUCUAUGAAGUUAUUGUUGAAUAAACUCGAUUUGACCGAAUCGAAUCAAUGCGAUGAUGAGGAAUCAAAACUGAAUGAUCGUUUAAAUGUCGAAUUAACAAUUGUUACUAAUAUGAAACCAGUUAUUUUUCCAGAGUUUUCCAAUACAGACUUAUCUUGAUUUAUAUAUAUAUAUAUAUAUAUAU
Messenger RNA from Schistosoma bovis, 4777 nucleotides. The record is from the annotation of a GenBank genome assembly. NCBI's taxonomy places the organism in Eukaryota, Metazoa, Platyhelminthes, Trematoda, Strigeidida, Schistosomatidae.